This is a messenger RNA of Paramecium octaurelia, 1279 nucleotides long. The record is from the annotation of a GenBank genome assembly. NCBI's taxonomy places the organism in Eukaryota, Ciliophora, Oligohymenophorea, Peniculida, Parameciidae.
AUGAAAUAAAUGAAUUAAUAUAAUCUCUCAAAGGGCAAAUAAUAAAAGAAGGUUAAUUUGAUUCUCACUCCUCUCAAACUUGAAUCAUCCUUACAUGUUAAAAACUAGUAUUUCGAAAAUUCAUCCUAUUAUCAACGUUCAUCGCCUAGAACUAUUCUCCCAUAAUUUACACCCUAAAAGAAGAAGGCAUAGAUAAGUUUUCAAGAAUCCAAGAAUUCUCCACAAUCUUCAUUGAUCACAUCAUUUAAAGUGAGACCAAGAAAUUUUCACUAAGAAAAAGUGUAGUUUCAGAGCAAUUUGAGUAUAGCUUUUAUUCAGAAUUAGUAAAGGUUCAAUCGAGAUUGAUUCCUGAUGAUAGUUUUAGAUUCAAAGCCAAAUACGCGGCUAGAACAAGGAAGGGAGUCUAAUUGGGCAAUACAUCUAAGGUGAAUUAAGAUGCCUAUGUGUGUUGUGCGAAGAUUGAAAAUAAUGAAUGCAUUCAUCUUUUUGCAAUUUGCGAUGGACAUGGAGAACAUGGACAUUUGGUAAGUGGUUUGAUAAAAACUCAACUUCCCAUGUUGGUUUCCAAGAAUAAAAUGAUGUUGGAGAGGAAGUACAAAAGAUUGAAUAUAAAUUUAGUUCUUCCCAAGGCUUGAUGAUCAUAAUUUAAGGACUGUCUGACAUGUUACAAUAGAGUCAUAUUGAUAUUUCGUUUUCAGGGUCGACUCUGGUGAUAGUGUAUGUUUAAAAUAACAAAGUUAUUGUAUUGUUCAUAUGGUUAGAUUUAUUGUGCAAAUUUGGGAGAUUCCAGGGCCGUUCUGUUGAAUAGAGAGGAGAAAUGGAAAGUGAAACCAUUGUCAAGAGAUCACAAGCCAAGUUGUAAAGAUGAAGCUGAUCGAAUACUGGCUAAUGGAGGCAGGAUAGAUCCUCUAAUGAACAGCUUAGGUCUUUUUGUGGGUCCUCUGAGAGUGUGGACAAAUCAGAAUGUGCCUGGUUUGGCUAUGACAAGAUCAUUAGGCGAUGAAAUAGCGCAUUCAGUAGGAGUCAGUGAUAAACCAGAGAUCUUGUAAUUUGAUUUAGAGAGGAGUGACAAGGUGAUAGUGUUGGGGAGUGAUGGAUUAUUUGAGUUUCUGAGUGAUGACCAAAUAAUUAAUUGCAUAUCCCCAUAUUAUGAUACAUCUAACAUUGAAGGGGCUUGCAAUCAGUUAAUGUUGAGUGCUUGUAACAGUUGGAUGUAAAAAUGCAAUAGCUUAAUUGAUGACAUUACUUUCAUAGUAUUAUUCUUAACUUAUUGAAUGUG